This is a messenger RNA of Seminavis robusta, 408 nucleotides long. NCBI's taxonomy places the organism in Eukaryota, Bacillariophyta, Bacillariophyceae, Naviculales, Naviculaceae. The record is from the annotation of a GenBank genome assembly.
AUGCUCAGCAAGCUGAAAGAGAGUAAGGACUUGUUGCUAUUGGAAAUUUCCUUUGAUUACAACAAGAAAAAAAUUUAUCCAUUGGAACCACCCACACUUGUCCCGCGAGGUGCUUCGGAGGGUGGCAAGGGUGUUUUCGUUCAUGUAAUGCCAAAUCUGAGUGAGCUUACCGACGAGCACGUUGAGCUUGCGGCUUCCAAUGUGACAAGAAUGCACACCAAGCUUUUCAAUCAACUCCGAAAUGUAGAGCUGUCUUCAGUUCAGUCCCCAGAACUGCACCGGAACAGGAAGCUGAACCUGGCUCGUUACGGCAGAGCCAGAAAAACGACUACGAGCCGAAAAGCUGCCUACAGUUGCGACCAGUGGGAAGAACGGGUGUACCGCGGCAAAAAUAACUCAUCACGAUAA